AUAAUUUCUAACUUUUUUUUCCAUCUUGUUUUCCGGGAAAUAAAGUGAAACUGUGAAGCUGCAGCUGGUUCAAGAUUAAACUGUCCUGCUUUACUUCUCAUCGCUUCAACCCUGGAGGCUGCCAGGAUGUCAGCUGUUAAGAUGACAGAGGGCAGUGUGCAGAUGGAGUUCUGCAAAGCACCGCUGUUCUACAGACAGAGUGAACCUGCCGCAGGGGAAGUGAGGAUGUCAGUUUUACUCCUUCACGGCAUCCGUUUCUCAUCCGAAAACUGGCUCAACAUCGGCACUCUGGAGACUCUGGCCAAAGCAGGCUGCCGUGCGGUCGCCAUCGACCUGCCAGGUUUCGGCAGGUCUAAGUCAGCCGAGGCUCCGACGGCCGUUGGAGAACUUGCCCCUGCAGGUUUCCUGAAAGAGGUGUGUGAGCAGCUGAGCCUGAGCCCGGUGGUGGUGAUCAGCCCGUCGCUCAGCGGGAUGUACUCCCUCCCAUUCCUCCUCCAGCACCAGGCUCUGAUACGAGCCUACGUCCCUGUAGCUCCUAUCUGCACUGACAAAUUCACAGCAGAGCAGUACCAGAGUGUAAAGGUCCCAACGCUGAUCGUUUAUGGAGACCAGGACGCUCAGCUUGGAGAACUGUCGCUGAGCAACCUGAGCAAUCUGGCCAAUCACAGCGUGGUGGUGAUGAAGGGAGCGGGACACCCCUGUUACCUGGACGACCCCGACACUUGGCACAAAGCUCUCACUGACUUCCUAAAUACGCUGUGAAGCUCCUCGCUGUAGAUCGAUGGGAGGGAUUCUCAACAACAGUCACACCUUCAUCUGUACAAAAGAAUGGAGCGACAUGGACCAGUGCCCAGAAAAGAAGGAGCUAAAUCUUUCACACACACAAACAUUCAAACUCACACGUACAAGAAAUAAAAACUAAAAAUUCAAAACAUUUUGACUUCAGAUCUCAAACUUAUCAACAGUGCUGAAUUCCUAUAUUUUUUAUAACUUCACUUAAAAUUUGACUGAUUAAACUUUUUUUUUUACUCUAAA
Messenger RNA from Cottoperca gobio, 1035 nucleotides. It is a transcript of the gene abhd14b, whose product is annotated as abhydrolase domain containing 14B. Lineage: Eukaryota; Metazoa; Chordata; Actinopteri; Perciformes; Bovichtidae. Gene Ontology annotation, biological process: positive regulation of transcription by RNA polymerase II. The record is from RefSeq and is a predicted model, not a curated record. The coding region runs from base 127 to 762 and encodes 211 amino acids. The transcript has 5 exons. Gene Ontology annotation, cellular component: cytoplasm. Gene Ontology annotation, molecular function: hydrolase activity.